AUGGCGCGGCUGGCCGUCUGUCCGUCCGUCCUCCGCUCCGCCCUGCGGGGCCCGGCCAGUGGGGGGCGGGCUGCGCCCCCAGCCUGCCUUCCCCUGCGCUCGCAGACCCUCCGCGCCGCCAGCGAGAAGGCAGCUCCAAAACAAAAACGCGAUUCCGGGAGGUGGCGUCCCGAGGAAGGAGGGGAUCGCCAAAGGGGAGGUGAGGGGUGGGGAGAGGGAGGAGGGAGGGGGAAGCAGGCUGGAGAAUCGGGCAAACUCCGCUGCACUUCCGUGCGCCCCGGCGGGGCAGGGACGGCCAGCUCCGCCCUCCCGCGGGCCCGGGGCGCAGCAGCCGAGCCCCCGCCUACUCCUCCGCGCGGCUUCCCAUCUGGCCAGUGCCCUCGCUCAGUCCCGGAGGCAAGAGGGAGGAAACGACCCGGGAACGAGGGAGCCCGAGAGCCUCCGGGGCUGGUCUCUGGGACCGCCACCUCCCCUGCUCUCCCUCCGUCUGUCUGCCCUCGCCGGGAGACACCUCACGCCCCCGUGGUUGGAGCGCCCGGCGGUGGAGCUUGCCAGCCACUGCUGCCUCGCUUCCUGGACUCCGUCAUCCUCCUGCCUUUUCCUCACUUAUUGCAGAUUAACUGGUACAAGGUAGUUCUGCUAAAGAUGGAUACCUUUGGCUGUUUUGAGGGACAUGGUUCCCAGACCUCUGGCCCCAAAACCCAGUUUCACUGGUUGAAUCUGCCCCUUCCUCCUUCCUCCUCCUCUUGCUCCUGGGCCACUGGGUUUUCAAAUAUCCGGAAAAUCCAAGAGGGGCAAGGAGAAAAGCAGCAGCCGCCUGAAUCGAGUCCAAGGGUGGAUGUGUCCGGCUUCACAACGAGCCAGGCCGGGAAAACAAGGACUGAGGCUUACACAACAGGCCGCCAACUCUUCGACCCCGGCUGCGCAGCCAGAGCCCCCGCCGGCUCGGGCGCCCUCUCCCCGCCCCAGAAGUGGCCAGUCCCAACCCCGGAGGAAGGAGGGGGCGCGACAAGGCGGUCGGGCGACUUCUGGCCAGACUACACGCGCUACAACCAGCUGAGCCGUGCGGUCCGUGAACUGGCGCGGCGCCUGCGCGACCUGCCCGAACGCGACCAGUUCCGCGUGCGCGCUUCGGCCGCGCUGCUGGACAAGCUGUAUGCUCUCGGCCUGGUGCCCACGCGCGGUUCGCUAGAACUCUGCGACUUCGUCACGGCCUCGUCCUUUUGCCGCCGCCGCCUUCCCACCGUGCUCCUCAAGCUGCGCAUGGCGCAGCACCUUCAGGCUGCCGUAGCCUUUGUGGAGCAAGGGCACGUACGCGUGGGCCCUGAUGUGGUUACCGACCCCGCCUUCCUUGUCACGCGCAGCAUGGAGGACUUUGUCACUUGGGUGGACUCGUCCAAGAUCAAGCGGCACGUGCUGGAGUACAAUGAGGAGCGCGAUGACUUCGAUCUGGAAGCCUAGCGGAUCUUCCACUUUCCAUGGCUGUCUUUUACAGAUGGGAAAACUGAGGCCUGAUUCUGGAGAUUCUAUGAGGGUGCUUUCCCCAAGGGUGUCAGAUGGUCGUAGGUUCUUAAGAACUUGAUUCAUCAGUGGCAGGCCUUGCAUAGAGCCACGGGAGGUGCGUCCUUGUUUUCCAGGAAAAGUUCUUAGAACUUGGACUACUGAUUAUUAAUUGACUCUGCCUUGGAAAGCAGUGGGAAGUAAGUUGGUGCUGCACUGGGGUAUUGUUGGCUUCUUGUGUUGGAAACUUUGUAAUCUAAAAGGAAAAACCGCAAAUCCCUACGCCCUGUUUCCCUUUAUCUAGUCUUGUAGUUGGACUGGUUCAAUUCGUUUAACUCCAAUUCUUGCUCCUGGCCGUGGUUAAGCUGUGUACAGAUGAUGGAGAGUUUGGCCUUAAGUUUUUAUAAACUGAGCGAGACUAGUGUUCAGGAUCUCCUCCCUUGUUUAAAUGCCAAUAAAUGCCCCAACUGCUUUGUAAGUGCAACUU
Messenger RNA from Mandrillus leucophaeus (drill), 1987 nucleotides. It is a transcript of the gene IMP3, whose product is annotated as IMP3, U3 small nucleolar ribonucleoprotein. Gene Ontology annotation, molecular function: structural constituent of ribosome; rRNA binding; snoRNA binding. The transcript has 4 exons. The coding region runs from base 1 to 1461 and encodes 486 amino acids. Lineage: Eukaryota; Metazoa; Chordata; Mammalia; Primates; Cercopithecidae. Gene Ontology annotation, biological process: rRNA processing. Gene Ontology annotation, cellular component: small ribosomal subunit; Mpp10 complex; small-subunit processome. The record is from RefSeq and is a predicted model, not a curated record.